Molecule: messenger RNA, 618 nt
Organism: Rodentolepis nana
Lineage: Eukaryota; Metazoa; Platyhelminthes; Cestoda; Cyclophyllidea; Hymenolepididae
Source: the annotation of a GenBank genome assembly
AUGCCAAAGACACAAGCAAACAAAAAGAUUGAGACAGAGCCAGCCAAGGAGAAGGCCAAAACCUCACAAGAAAUCAAGAAAGAGAAGAAUAAAAAGUGCUGGGUAAAUUGGGAUGAGUUGGAGGAGAACAUUCCCAUUCCCUCUGAAUGCAUUCAUUUUGAAUUGAGAAUAACACUGCAAUUGGACUGGUUGGGAGACUGGUCUUCACGACUCCACCCAAUACUAAUCGAGAGCACACUUCACCCUAUACUCGGUCUAUCACUCACAAAUUGUCCAAUCACCUCUGAGGUAUCACGUUUAACGGUAACACCACCUAGACCUUCACCAGUAACUGCUGAAGCAGCAAUUAUUGAGGCUUUGCACUUCGAGGCAACUGCUGCUGACUCUUUAGCCUUGGUCUUGGUAGUACUUCCACUUUUAUCACCUUCAUCACCUGCUUCACCCUUCAAUAUUCCACCUGAGAGACUUGAUUCUUGCACAUUUUCUGCCAAUCUCUUCAACGAUGGUCUUCCACGUGGUCUUCGUGCAGGUGGUUCCACGGUGGUCAGUGUGUAUGAUUUCCAUUGGCCCCAGGAGGAGUCUCAACUGCUUCUACUGAUUCACACCACCGACGUCUGA